AGACCGGAAGCAACCGAAAGCGCGGGGCGGAAGAUGGUUUUCCACUGUCUGAAAGUAAAACGAGGAUGUGGGCAGAGUCUCAGCAAGGGCCAUCUGGAUGCGCCCCGUGUCGGCGAGGGUACUGCGCCUGCUGCCAAGUCCACUACAAAGACCUGGAUCAGCAUCUGUCCAGUGGAAGACACCUGGAUCGUGUCGCCGGCUCCUCCGGGGUCACCGGUAGCCGAGGUGAUGAGACGCUACUGGAGCGCUUCCUGCGGGACGUCUUGUUGCACCACCCACGCUGCUCCGAGGAUGGCAGGGACUCGGACUCGGACUUCCUGUCUGCUCCCCUUUUACCGACACAGCUGCCGGAUAAAGAUGGCUCCUCAUCGGGCACUCGCCACCACCUGAACGAUGCGGAAGUAGGUGCCGGUCCUCUCAGCCGACCGGAGGAGAGCGGUCGAGGUAGACCUACGCCCCCCGUGCACAGGAAAGCCCACAGGAAGACCGACAGGAGGAAAAGCGCAGGGUCCGCCAAGGGUCCAGAUGCGGGAACGCGGCCCCUGCGUCGGGCACACCAUCAAAGCUGGCGGCAUCGGCACUUGGCGGCGCCCAAAGAGCGGACUCCUGAAAAGGAGGACACGGAGAGCUUCCACGUCAGCGCGCCUCUACACACGCAGAGCGACUCGGACUGGGACUCGCUGGUCCAGGUGCCUGACCCCCGGCGACCCGGCAUGCACGCCACGGAUAUCAGCCACCUAACCGACGCUCAGGUCCACCUGAUGGACCCGAUGUACUCACGGCGGCUCCAGGCCGCCCUCCGCGGCGAGCUGCAUGCGGCCCCGGUGCUUUGUGGCGUGCCGCAGAAUAUCCCGCCAUCCUUCAGGGGCAAGACCUGGAGCCAGAUUGAAGAGGAAGACGAGAAGAAGGUGGAGGACCUGGUCCGACAGUUCAGACGAGGUCGUUUUGUCUGCUACUUCGACAAAGAGUCACUAGACAGGAGUGGGCGUGGUCAGGAGGACGCGGGUUUCCUUCCUCUCGCCGACACGGACGGGGAGGCAGUGAGAAAGAGGAAGUACUUCAGGACGGCUUCCAGGUGUCAGGUGGUCAAAGUGAGUCACAGCACUCAGACCGCCCGCCUCGUCGUCCCCGCUGUCUGCCAAUCGACGCCGGAGGCCCCUCCCGCCGCACGGCCUCCAGCGGGAGUGGAAACGACUCCCCGGGGGCAACGCCAGCGUCUUCCGCACUCCUACUCCCCCAUCGUGACGCCGCUGCAGGCCGCCACAUCCGUGGUCUACCUUCUCUGCUCGCCUACGUUUCCCGCCCCCGCCCGCAAGCCGGCGAAACGCAGCAGGAAGAGGCGGCAGGACCUUGAGCGCCCCAAGGUCAAAUAUAAAUCCUUCCCCAUGCGCUUCUACGACCCCUGCGGCAAUCGCAUCAUCAAGAACCCCCCCAAAGAUUUGAAACGUUCCAUCCUCCACGGCCCCCUGCCGCCGUGCGCCCGUAAACUCUUCCGUAGUCUGAGCCCGGACCUGAACGCCGACCGACCUUCGGGGGAGGCGGCCUCGGGCUCUUGCGGAAGCAAGGGUCCCGCCUCAUCCCUCCGCAGCCACGUCAUGGUGAGUGCGCUCAGCGCCAACCCGGCGCCCGUCCGCAGACGGGGCGUGCGGGAAGCACGGGCCGCGUCCUCCUCGCCUGCGACGGGCAGGCUCCGUCACAAACGGCCACGACGAGGAAGGUCUCGGGGCGGCUGUGAGAAGGCGGCUGAGUAGCGCUUGGAUGCCAGUUCAUCCUCACUCUCCAGCGCCGCUUCCCUGUGGGACAACGGCCGGCUCCCAACUAACGAAUCCCCCCAUUAUAAUCCAAUUUUCUUUCCAUAAUGGGACUUUUUCUCAGAAAAUUAUUCAAUUUCUGCUGCUUUUUAUAGCUAUUUGAUUCUAUAUAUUUAUUUGUAUUUAAAUCAUUUUGUUGUCUUAUAUUAUGAAUAUCUUAUUUUUUGGAAUAUUUCAAGUCUAUAAAUGGCUCUCAUAUUACAAUGUUAUGUCUCUGAAUAUUUAGACUUUAUUUUGGUUAACUGACUGCUUAAUAUUUAUAAAUAUGUAAUAUAUAAAUUUAUUAAUAUAUAUAUAUAUUUAUAUAUUUUUAAUAUAUAUAUUUUUGGAAGUUUUCAUGUUAAAUGGUGACAUUUCACCAGCAGAUGGCGCCAUUUAAAUGGGCCAUUCAUUUCUAAUGGGAACAGAAUAUGGAAUAUAUAUUCAUAUUUGCCAUGUAGAUAUCCCAGUCAGGGGCGGGGCUUGUCUCAUAGUGUCCACCAGGCAGCAUAAGGAGUCUGCGACCUGCAUUGCGGCCUCAUUAAGCUCCGCCCCCUCACCCUGGCUUGAUCCAAUCAAAUGGAAAACAUGUUGUGAUGCAAGGUAGACCUCAUUUACAUCCUUCCCCAAAACCCGUGUCAGCCUGUCCACCGUCUCCUGCAGCAGCUCCUCCGGACUGGACUCGGCCACGCCCCCGUCCUCCUCUUGCGCCCAAUCUGCCUCCUCAUAGUGGAGGUCAUGUGACCUGGUGGACAGGGUGUCCUCUUUUUCACUCACCUCCUCUUCCACCAAAUCCUCGUCUUCACAAC
Messenger RNA from Doryrhamphus excisus (bluestripe pipefish), 2599 nucleotides. RefSeq names its product zinc finger, DBF-type containing 2 (gene zdbf2). Gene Ontology annotation, molecular function: nucleic acid binding; zinc ion binding. Lineage: Eukaryota; Metazoa; Chordata; Actinopteri; Syngnathiformes; Syngnathidae. The record is from RefSeq and is a predicted model, not a curated record.